UAUAAAAAAAGGAAUCAAACUUUGGUCUCCAUUUUAGUCUUUUGACUCAUAUGAACCCUAAUUUUGGGUUGAAUUACUCUCUCUCUCUCUCUCUUUCCUUAAAAUUAGAUUUCAAAGUUCUCACCUUUUGUCUUCCUCGUAUCUCGCAGCCUCGAGGGCUUCCGACAUUCCCAGCGAUUAUGCUCGAAUCCGUGAGUUUCUAAUGAAGACAAAGGGACAUAAAAAAAAGCAACUCUUUCAAGUUGAGUGUUGUGUGGGGAUGGAUCAAAUAGUUUCAGGAGAAGAAGAAGAGGAGCUUGGUGUUGACAUUGAGGAAGGUGUUGGGUUCAAUGAGACACAAGAUAUAACAACAACCAAUCAAGAAGAUGUUCUUGAUCAGGUUUGGAGUGGGCGGUUGAGUUAUGACCACAGGUCUGAAAAUCUUACUGAUGAUGAUGCUGAUGAUGGUCUGAUAAACCCCUUGAUGGGAGGAGAUGGGAAGCAGAGGAGAGAAAGAAGCAGCCAAAGUCUGGACCUUUCGGAUAGAAAAUUCGAUAGUGUCAAGGUUAAGAAGACGAGGAAGCCUUCUUCCAAGCCUCCUAGACCUCCGAAAGGUCCUUUAUUGACUGCAAACGACCAGAAGCUGAUGAGGGAGAUCGCGGAGCUCGCUAUGAGGAAGCGUGCUAGGAUUGAGCGUAUGAGAAGGAUGAAAGCAGCAAAGUCUUCUUCUCCUUGCAGUAGCAUUUUGGCUAUGAUAGUGACUGUUAUCUUCUUCGUCUUCCUUAUCUUUCAAGGGUUCUUCACAAGCAAUGCAAGUUUGAGUUCAAGCAAUUCUCCAGCACCAGACAAUAACCGUAUGGUCUCUGUUCAGUUCUUCAAUGAGUUUGCUCCUCGUGAGAGAAUCGAUCCCAGCCCAACUACGAGGUUCAGGUAUAAGAGAGUCUCGGGUGCAGACAAUGAAGAGAACACAAGAGAAGUUACCAGAUGAGUUAGUUCUCUUGGGAUUCUUUGUAAUGUAAAACCAAAAAAACAGUACUUAUGUUUUGUUUUAUUCUUGACAUCAUUCUAUUGUUCCUUUUGCUCUGUUCUUGUGCUCACAUGUGUCUCUCUGCGUGUAUAUAUAUGUUGUUAUGGAUGAAUCUCGAAACCUUCUUUGGGGUUAGGCUUUGUACAGCAACUGAGUCUUAUGUCCUAAAACAAUAAUGCUGAUGAAGUCAUGAUGGUUGAUGG
Molecule: messenger RNA, 1209 nt
Organism: Brassica oleracea var. oleracea
Lineage: Eukaryota; Viridiplantae; Streptophyta; Magnoliopsida; Brassicales; Brassicaceae
Exons: 4
Coding region: 203-967 (254 amino acids)
Source: RefSeq, a predicted model, not a curated record